AUGGCGCACACGCUCGGCCUCGCAAAAAAUGCGGCUGGGCAGGUUGAGGGCUUCGAGAUUUUCAUCAAGUUCUUGCCUCCUUCGGCCAGCGCUGCGUCUUUGAAGGAGUUUUUCGGCGAGGCUGGCGAUAUAGUGGGCGAGCCUCGGAUAAUGCUCGACAGCAAGACUGGCAACUGCAAGGGCAUUGCCUGGAUAACCUUCGCGAGCAAGGACGCCUUUCAGACCGCCAUAAGUUGGACCGGCUCCAGCUUUCAGGGCCGCAAAUUGGAGAUCAAGGCCGGCAAGCAGUUCCACACGGGCAUCCGGCCGUCAGUGCAAGCUCCUGGAACGCACACCCCGGCACUUUGUGCGGAAGUGGUGAAGAAGCUGGUGGCACCAAAUCCAGGCGGUGUCUACGUGGACGGCACGUUUGGUCGUGGCGGUCACACACGCGCGAUGUUGGCGGCAAUGUCGCCAUCGGGCUCCCUCCACGCGUUCGACAUGGAUCCGGAGGCCAUCGUCGCAGGCAAGGAACUGAUGAAGGCUGAUUCACGCUUUACCAUCCACCACGCGCCCUUCAGCUCCAUGAAGGCCGUGUUGAAGCCCCUCGGGGUUCGUGUUUCUGCUGUUCUUUUUGACCUUGGAAUUUCUUCCCCACAGUUUGAUGACGCUGGCCGUGGAUUUCGGCCCGAGGCAGACGGCCCUUUGGAUUUGCGGUUUGACCAGACCAAGGGCGUCACUGCGUGGGACUUUCUCAUGUCCGCUUCGCGCGAGGAGAUCAUUCGGGUCAUCUCGGAGUACGGUGAAACAUCGGACGCAACAGCUUCGCAGCGAAUCGCGGACGUUAUUUGCCUGGCACGUUCCAAGGGUGCCUUGCCGAAGCGGACCCGAGAGUUUGCAACACUCGUGGCGCAGGGCAAGGGACCGGAAUAUCAAGCCAUGCACCCAGCGAAGCUCACUUUUCAGGCGCUGCGCAUCCAUUUGAACAGCGAGUUUGACGAGAUGCGCAAGGCUUGGGCACCUUGGUUCGGUCUGCUCGGCGAGGGCGGCCGCAUCGGCCUCAUCUCUUGGAAGCACUCCGAGUGUGCAAUCAUCAUGGACAUUUUUCGGUCGCUCGAGGCUGUCAGAGACAAGGAGCCCCUCCUGAAAUGGUACCGCACUUUGCCAGAUGCAGAACAACUGCCGGAAAGGUGGUCCAUGGAAAUGGAUGAGGUUACGCGACCUUCCGAAAAAGAGCUGCAGACAAACUCCAGAUCUCGCUCCGCUUUGCUGCACGUUUUGCGGAAGCGGCGCAUGCCGCGGUUGGCCGAUCUGGAGAGCUUGGCAUAUGCCUUGCCUGCAUGGUGCAGUGUGACAGAGCCUGCGGUGAGCUCCACCCCUGCGAGAAAGCGAAAGCGAAACGAGACAGAGGCUACCAGUGUUGCCGCCCCUGCCGGGACGCCAGAGCUGACCAGCUCUGAAUUGAGCCGCCCCAGCCGCUGCGAGGAGGAAGGACACAGGCUCAGUGACAGCACCAACUUGGAAGGGUGCAAUCAUUGUGGCAAGGUGGGCCACACCACGAAGCGCUGCACCUUUGGUGCGAAGUCCUCGGAGCGCUUCCUGCCCUGUGAGGGCACGAGGCCGAAGGCACCUUGUUUUUGGCGCCGCUUUCUGCUGCCCCUGCAGAGGGCAAAUGCACAAACGUUCACAGCUGACGAUCCCCGAGCUUGCGGCCGCGCUGACGUGGGCUUGCGCUGUGUCUCUGCGGCUUUGUUUCGUAGCCAAGGGCUGCGGCGCAACACGCAGGUUUGCCUGUCCUUCGAAGCCAGCAACCACACCCUCGAAGUUUCGGGCGCGUUUGCCCGAGGCCUGGUGCCAGACGAGCCACGCCUGGCUUCCCGCGUCUUUGAGGCCUUCGAAUCUUUCUUCGCGGGUCGAGGCUUGCCGGACCCGGACGAAGAUCCGGAGGCUUGGUGUGCAUCGAACCUGAGAGGGCUGGAGGUCAAAGAACGGUCUACGAAGGCCGCACUCAAGGCUGCGCUGAAGAAGAAGACUUCGGAACCAGCUGAGGGUCGCGUGGUCAUGCUGAUGCUGGAUGCAGAGGGGGAGCCGAUCGUCGAAGUGCUGAAGCAGAUUUCCAGGACCAACGUCGUGGGUAUCGUAGCUGUCUUGGGUGACCACCGCGGCUUCGGGCCUCACGACGUCCAGGCCUACGAGGAGGUUGCACGCUCCAUGCAAGCGGAUAUUGUGCGCACCUCCCUCGGCGGCACGACUUUGCUAGGCGUGUACCAAAGCAGGUGGAUUACGGCCGUGGGCGAUGAGCCAGAAAAGUUGCGUCCGCUUGCCUCCAACAAUGCUACACUUGGCAGCGCGAUGCCAUUGCUUCGCUGGGAGCAGCUCUCCAUCGUCGCAAUCCGCAGCGGGGAUGUGGGGCGCAUUGCCAUGCGAGCCCUUUUGCUGCACGAAGCCGCGGCGCUCGUUUGUUUGGCCAUCCUGGCCGCAAUUGAGUGGAAUUUGCCCUUGGAGCUUCCCGCGCUUGACCCUGGUCGGCUUGAAUUGGACAUGUUGGCGGUGCUGCAAGCAGGGGAAGCGCGAGUGGAGGGCAUUGAAAGCAGGCCGGAAGUCAAAGAAAUCAAGGAAUGCCUGGCAUUUCACCGUCGCACUCGACGGCUGCUGGGAGACAAUGAGCUGUUGGUGGAUGCUGCGGGCGGUCACGGAGGUAUUGCAUUGGCCUUUCUCGCGAGCGGUCGCAUCAAGCAGGCCAUCGUGGCAGACAUCUAUCAGCCGAGAGGUUACUCCAACCUUCGAGCAGCAUGGGCUCCUGAUGCAAAGAUCGAGCAUCGGCAUGUGGAUCUGAGAACUGCAGGCUGGCUGCGAACGUUGAUGGAAGAAGCUGGCGUCGAAGCUGCUCAAACCGUGGUCACGGCGUGUCACGCCUGUGGAGUUCUUGCCGAUGAGCUGAUUCACGAGUGUUUGCAAGCAGAAGUCAGCUUCGCCGUCGUGCCAUGUUGCCAUGGUGAGAAGGGAGCACGUGGAGAAAUGCUGCGGAAGCUGGCCAAGGACUAUCACAUGGACCGUGGACUUGCCUACGACAUGCUGCGCUUGGGCGCGAUCGAUGCAGCGCCGGGUUACAUCGCCCGGCUGCGACAAAUCGAUGCGGCCAUCACACCGAAGAAUCGCAUCCUGUUGGGGCUGCACAAGCCCGAGGAGGCCCAAAAACGACGAGAGCAGCGUCGAGCCAACCUGGAUCGGCUUGCCCAAACUGCUGAGUCACUUCGCAGCAGGAGCCAACGAUCCAUCUUGAUUGGCAGAUCAGCCAGUCAAGCCCUCUGGGACUAA
Messenger RNA from Symbiodinium necroappetens, 3297 nucleotides. Lineage: Eukaryota; Dinophyceae; Suessiales; Symbiodiniaceae. The record is from the annotation of a GenBank genome assembly.